AAGGAUUUCGCCUUGCAUAAGAUUUCUACAAGAACUCUUCAUUGUAUACAAUUGUCUGCAAAAUAUAUGUACAAAGUAUAUACUCGACUAGCAACUAGUCGUCCUCCAGAUAUCUACUCAAACUACCGUCAGUCAUUGCACUCAUUCUACUGGAAUCCCAAUCUGUGCUCACACUAGCACGGGAUGAAUCAGGGGAUAGAAUAGUAUUCCGAUCCUUGUCCCCUGUUGCCCUCGUUGCUAAGCUCUGUAGGAAACGCUUAAGAAGGGGUGUUUUAGGCGUGGUCGGUGUGGCUAUGGAAGACGGUCGCAUGGAUGACGUAUCAAGGGCUAGUGGCUCACUCUUCCUGGCGGCCAUAGAGUUAUGUGUUGCGGCGGGUUGUGGACGGGACAAAGAUGCGGAUGCGGUGACGUACGAAUCUCGCGGGGAGUCGGGGGGCCACAGGUUAUCCUUCGGUGGGGAGGAGCUUAUGGCUGACAGCAUGGAUGCUUCCCUGCCAUUGGUUGUUGUUGUUGUUGUUGUUGUUGUUGUCGUUGUUGCCAUCGUUGCCGUCGUUGCCCCGCUAAUGCGAUUCAUUGGUGGCAACAAAAACUCUGCAACUGGCAAAUCGUACGCAGAAUCAUGUUGACCGGGAUACGAAUAUGAUUCUUCUUUCGAUACCCCUGGCUCUGGCACCGUUAUUGUAGCCUCUGUCGUUGACGACUUUGUGUGUUCAACCUGCUCAGCGUCAGAUCUACUCUCGAUGGUCUUUUGGCGUUUCACAGAGUUCUUAGCAACCAGUUUGUCGGGGUUGACCAUUUGUUUACGUUUCCAUCUCGCAUACCACCAUGCCAGAGCCAGUAGAAUAAAUGUUACCGCAAUGGCAGCUGCCAUAGUUCCUGCUAAGGCGGCCGUGGAGGGUCGCGUUACUGGUCGCAACGGAUCUAACUGCUUGCUUACAGGCGUCAGGCCGGGAGAAGCUUCUGUGGUUGCUUGUGAGUCUGGAAAUUCUUCCCCUCGUUCCUUUUCAGUUCUGUUACUGGUGCGGCUGCUGCUUUGGUGAUCGUCGAAGCCAUCAAGAAAAAGACUAUACCGCAGGCAACAGUUUCUCGAUUGCACAUUACUUUUCCUUCGCUCGACAGUGAAACAGCCAACACUAUCGCAACAGCUUCAAAAGGUACGAGAAGGUAGAACACCCUUUAAGGACCCAACAACCAUCACAGUGGUGUCCAGGUCAGUAUCCACGUUCCUCUCUUAUGUGUUCCUAACAGAAAAUCGUUAAAGCGUACAGGGGACCUGGAGCAGUGUGCGUCGUAGUAAAAGAACCAGAGUCGCUAUGAUAUGGCCAAUGUCAAAGGCCAACUCGGGACCUUUUUUUCGGCUCUUCUUUUUCAUCUCCCCCCCGCCACACAAAAACUCCGACCCAGGACUAAUCAAACGCGUCUUAAAGUCUCAAACACAAACCGUCUCAUCUUCCCCCCACCAGGUUGUAAGCAACAAGAGGUGAAGUGUUUGGCAGACAAACAAAAACACCAUCACAAAACUUGAAACACGACUGCAGCGAGGGUCGAACCCACAUGAUGUGUGAUAUCACGUGAUUUAGUUCAACAGUACGCGCUUCGUCCCAGACGAACUGCAAGUUGCUUUCCCACACAGCAGACAUUUCUAUGCCAAUUCUUAUGGCUUCCUAAUGCGUGCAGCCGUCCGAUCCGUCUAGCUACGUUGAAUGAGCGUGUGGUGCAGAACAGGUGCACACACUUGCUUUGAGUCUCUGUCAGAUAUUGGAACAACAUCUGUUCAAAAUGAUACCCCAACAAGUGCAUGAAACUCCGGAGAGUCGAGACUUUCCCGCAAGACGAGGACGGGCAGCCAGUGGGUUCAGACUUUCAAUAGAAGAUGACGAUUCCGUGUCACCUCCUGCAGCUCCUAUGCCUGCUUCACUCUCCCCAUUGUUGGAUGACAUGUAAGUUCAGGUCAAAAGUAACAUGCAGCUAAAAUCCCUUGGUACCCCGCCAAAGGAACCUAAACAGUCCAAACUUAUUGAAAUUUGAUUGGGAUGGUCACGUCGACUUUGUUUUCUCUUUUUGGUAACUAAAGGUUCAAGUGCUUUAUCUGCUUCGACACAUUGUGCAAACCAGUCAUGUGCCCAAGCUGCUCCAAAGUUGGGUGCGAAGCCUGUGUAAAGAAAUGGCUCACAGAAGAAAAGAGCCAGUGUCCACAUUGCCGGGCUCCAAUGAUAGGAUCCCAGCUCGUUCAGUGCCGAUUUAUAGAUGACAUUGUGAAUCACCUUCGCAAGGCUGCAUCCGAUCGCGCCAAACACAAAGAUGACUUGUGUCUUCUACAUUCGGCCCAAUUGUACUACUAUUGUCAUGAUUGUCGGGAAGCCAUCUGUCCCGACUGUGCUGUCAUUGAAGCAAAGCAUAAGGAACACAAGUUUGAGCACUUGCACGUCGUCUACAAGACUCAUCGAGCAUCCGUCACUGCAAAGACUAUUACCUUGUACGAGAAAAUCGAUGAUUAUCGGAACUUGAUAAGGAAGGUCGAUGGACGAAUCAGUGCCUUGAAAACUGCACAACGAAAGCUUGAUAAUCAACACCGAGAUUUGCUUCGAAAUGCGCAACGCCGCUUGGAUGAGCAGAUUGAUUCAAGGAUGGCACUUUUGACUGCACAUAAGGAGAGACUUACGACAGAGACGGACUUGCUGGGAACCACACUCGAAACGGUUCAUAGUCACCUUCUCGAAUCUUCUUACUCUGAUUUGAUAAAAAGCAGUGAUGAUAUCAUCUACAUGAUGAAGACGCAACAUCCAGAAAACCCACAGGAAUAUACUCUCCCCGAAGUGUCAUGCGAAUUUGAAAGCGAUCUUGUACCAAAUUAUGACAUGGGGGUCUUUCGCAUCGACAAGUUUCGGGAAAGGCAGCAAUCAGAAGAUGCGGUGUACUCAGAACCCAUUCUUGUUUCUGGUUUGAUGUGGCGAUUGAAGGUAUAUCCCUCAGGCAAUGGCAAAUCGCAAGGCCUCUUCCUGUCUGUAUUUGUGGAAUUGGUGAGCGGAUAUCCUGCACGAUCAAAAUACCAAUACCGCGUGGAAUUGGUCAAGCAUGGAUCCAAUACGCUGAGCUUAAACAGGGAGUUUUCAUCCGACUUCACACCUGGCGAAUGUUGGGGUUAUAACCACUUUUGUCGACUCGACUUGCUCGAGAGGGACGGAUACUGGGAUCCUAAUGACGAUGUGUUGGAAUUCCGGUAUCAUGUACGAGCGCCUACUUACGCGCAAAAAUGUCGGGACUUGUCUCACUACAUUGCCGUACAUAUUGGAGAUGAUGUCCGGCCCACUCUGUCGGACCUGACAACGAAUGAGACGAACGUUCGUGCGGUGGAUGAGAAAAAAGAGUCUGCUAGUCCAAACCUAGAACUACAAGGACAGCAGAACUCCACUUCUCCAUCAAUGUCACUACCCCGAACCAGCAUCAACUCAUCGUGGAGCCGCUCCAGGACGGAGUCACGAGAAUCAUAUGCAUCCAGGUUUGAUACAGAUAUGGAGGAUGCCCCGUCGCCACCAGUUCGAUCGAGACUUUUCUCUCGCGGUGAUAGUCCCGAGGACAUGCUAUCCUUCACAACGGGCAGGUCCAUCUCUCCUAUGGAUUACAAUUCGCAUCCUAUACCGAAUAGGGCAAUUACCCCGCCAUCUCCAAGCGACCUUCGCUCCUCGCGAAACUUAUCCCCUCCUCUAUCUUCUCCCGGGGAUACUCCCACCACUUUCUCGAGAAGCUUGCUUAAUGAAAACGGCCAAAGCCGUUGGCCGACACGAUAUGAAGCAUGGAGUAGGGCAUAUGCAGAGGUGAUGGCCCAAAGCGAACACAGCUUCUUUAGAAAUGAUACAAGUCGCACGGCUAGAGCGGCUGAAGCAGAUCACCAUGAUAACAGCGGUAGUCACCAACACACGGCGGACUGUUGCGAACUGGAUACGAAUGUCAGCACAUCUCGCUGGCGUCCAAGUAGCAUGUCACGCGAUACCUCUCCAGCGAUAAGCAAUGGCAAGUGGAAUGUAGACCUGCCCUCCCAGCCACACACGCCUCAGAGUUGUCGCUAUCGACAAAGUAUAGAACAACAGUUGGACGCACUUCGAUGGCGGGUGAGACCUGCUGGUUCCCCACCACCGAGAUAUGGUGAAGAUACCACAUCAUCGUGGAGAACAGAGGAUGGUAGACAUCGUAGUGCACCUUUCGGACGGACCGUCGACGCCGAAGCAUCAAGCGUUCGUCAGCGCCAACCUUAUAAAGAUCCUGAGCGUCUGAAAAUGGAUGAGAGAUCAUCUUUGGCUAAUCGACACACCGCUCUGACGUCUUUGACAAAUCUGCGGAGCGACAUGCACGAAUUCGAGACUUUUGUCGAUUCGGUCACAAAGGAGGUCCGGGACUUUGAAAAUUUAGUCGAAACCAGUGCACGAACAGACGGCCCAGUAUCAACAAAUCGACCGUGCAGUCCGGAAAACGAAACCAGCAUCCCACCAUCUUCGUCGUCGUCAUUAGUGGCGACAGGCAGACAAAACACUGUAUCCCCUGCGUUGACUGCCGUUGACGGAGAGACACCCGCCACAAUGACUCAAAGAAUCUACACCUCCCGCCUCCGCCGCAACUCAAUCCCACCUGGCUUGAAAACACUAAUGGAAACAGAUACGACAGUUGGGUCUCGUCUAUCUGUAAUACCACCUACCGCCCUCGCUUUAUCCAGCUCCCCCUUUACAUUCUCUCGAACGCUAAACGCGGCGGAUACGAUAACAAGAGACAAGCAGGGACGAGAUUGGGAGCUGUGGAAACCGGGGGAAGGGCUUGGAGUAGAGUUAUGUUCGGACAGAGCUCCCCCCCAAAUGCAUCAUAUGGAGAUGUAUCGUCGGCGAGAGGUGGAUGCCGCUGGGUAUGGGAGAAGUGAAAGUUCUCCAAUCCUUGCGAAACCAGCAUCGUCGGAAGCGACAGUGUCUUCUUCUUGUUCCUUUUCUUCGGAAGCGUCCUUUGGUGAGGUGGUUGAAAGGAGUUCCAGCAGGGCGCCGCUGGAACAAGGAAAUGGGAAGGGAAAAGGAAAGGUUGGCAGUGAGCUGAGUAUCGACUAGGGACGUAUUGCGCUUGCUGUUAGUUUGAAGCACCAAUCAUCCCGUUAUAUAUUCUAAUAUGCUGUGGACCGUAUAAACGAUAUCCAACAGAAAGUGUAAUCAUACCCUCAUAUUUUGGUUAUGUAACAUAUUCACUGAACAUGAGCAAGUGGAAAC
Molecule: messenger RNA, 5240 nt
Organism: Spizellomyces punctatus DAOM BR117
Lineage: Eukaryota; Fungi; Chytridiomycota; Chytridiomycetes; Spizellomycetales; Spizellomycetaceae
Exons: 12
Coding region: 2118-5084 (988 amino acids)
Biological process (GO): negative regulation of centriole replication; protein autoubiquitination
Cellular component (GO): aggresome; peroxisome
Molecular function (GO): ubiquitin protein ligase binding; tumor necrosis factor receptor binding; ubiquitin protein ligase activity
Source: RefSeq, a predicted model, not a curated record